UUAGGUACUUUAUUGUUCGUUCUUUUGUAGAUUGUACUGUUGGUUGGAAAAAAUAGUCAAUUCUCCUCAAAAACUUGAGUCAAAUUAGAUAGUUUCCAACUGAGAUGAUGUAUUGAUGUAUGAUAGAUCUAUUUUGCACCGUUGUGGAAAAUUUAAUCACACUGUAAAAAACAUGCAAGAAGGCGAGGGCAAUCCAAACUAGAGGGAGAUCGUGGAAGAAACUGCUUUAAUUAUGAACAAUACCCUGUGCCAGUUAAUACAUGUUACAACAUACUAUGGAAAAACUGAUAGCGGUGCACUAUUUAAUCUUAGUGACGUUAUCCUGCAGAAACUUCGUAACGUUGAGUAAUGCUUGUUAUGCUUUUCCUAAAGAACAAAGUGAUCCCUGUAGAGAUAAGGAAUGUAGUUUUGGUUCCCGCUGCAUGAUAAAUCCCGAUGGGCGAAAUGCUACCUGUGCUUGUCCUGAGAAGUGUCCAAAUUAUGGUGAUCAUACCACUUCUCGAUCUGUUUGUGGUUCUGACGGUGUCAACUACAGAAAUCAAUGUGAAUUACAACGAGCUGCGUGCUCCAGUCAAACCAACAUAACUAUCAAGUUUUACAGAAAAUGCGAUCCAUGUGCAGGCGUUCAAUGCACCGAACCUGAAGUGUGCCAGUUAGAUGAACACCGCAACCCGCUAUGUCGAUGUGGAGAUCCUUGUGCCUUGGAAUUUACUCCAGUGUGCGGCUCAGACGGAAAAACGUAUUCAAAUGAAUGUAUUUUGCGACAGGAGGCUUGUCGAUCUAGAAAGCCCUUGAAUAUUAUUUACCGAGGAAAAUGCAGCUCAGGAAUAAAUCCAUGUAUGAGUGUUCGCUGUAAUCAGGGCGAGGAGUGUAUUAUCAACAAAUUUGGAAUAGCGCAUUGUGAAUGUCCCGACAGGUGCGAGCCAACUAUGAGGCCUGUCUGCUCCAAAGAUGGAAGGACCUACACUUCGGAAUGCGAACUGAGAAAAGCGGCUUGCGUUACUCAAGCAAAUAUUGAGAUAGCUUAUACAGGAAUAUGCGGUAAAAAUGGUCCUUGUAGUGAACAUGAAUGUCAAUUUGGAGGUACUUGUGUGGAAAGGGCCGGAACAGCACACUGUGAAUGUCCAGGUUGUCCCGCAGAAUUCGAACCAAUUUGCGGUUCCGACGGAAUUUCCUACAGCAAUGAAUGCAAGCUUAGAUUGGAGGCUUGUAAGCACAGGAGGAAUAUCAGUGUCCUUUAUAAAGGUCCUUGCAACGGUUGUGAGAGUAAAAAAUGUGAUUUCUACUCAGAAUGUGAAAGUGAUCGAACAGCCGUAGGACGUUGCGUGUGUCCAAAAACAUGUUCUGACCCUAAGGGGGUCGCACUGCGACUACGGGUGUGGCAAGCCCGAGGUACCCUAGCUAGAGAUCCACCCCACUCCCAAGGUGGACUCUUCCCAAAAAACCCCACUAUUCCUAGAAGAUUUUCCUCCUCCGACGCUAUUAGUUUACGAGGGCUAGGGGGCUUCCUACCUUUUUUCCUGUAUCCCGGAUUGGUUCUGCGUUGUAGUCUGCUGGGAGUGCAUCGCCCUGCUUUCGAAGACAAAGGACAAAAUGAAGGAGAUAUGACCCCAACAGGGUAUCACUGGAUGUUUACUACAGACCCUAGUGUUAGGAGAUCCUCAUUGGCAAGAACACCACCAAUGAAUCGCAAAGAUUCAACUGCCUCUGCCACGGAUGAUGUUUUUGCUAGCCUAGAGACAAACUCUGGCACACGUCAAGAUGACAAGACUGGGAGCCACAGUAACACGGCGUACGAAGCAAGUAGCGACAACAGUCACGAUGGACUUGCAAAAAAUACCAGUCCAGACAAAAAGAAACGAAAGCGAGACUCACAUGGAAAGCAUAUCCCGGAUGAUACUAGCCAAGAGAUGACUGCUGCUAUGACCGCCUUGGGUAAGAGCAAAACUGCUAAUAAUUUAGCUAAACCAGAGGACAAUAAUCCUAGCUACGCAAGACAAAGUAUAGGAGUCCAAGCUGAUGAAACCGACAUAAGACGAGAGUUACUCGAUCUUACAAAUGAAAUACGUACCAGGGUUGAGACGCAAAUAACAGCAAGAAAAGGAUGGACAGGGCUAGAAGAGGUAAUACAUCUCGAGUGGCCAGAAAGCUGCUACCAAAGCACCGUUGUUACAGAGCUGGGAUCGCUUAGAGAGCUUCGAGGAGACCUGGUAAUAGUAGCAGACCCUGAUGUAACCUUGACCACCACUACGGAAAGCGACCUAAAAUGCAACUUUCCGGAAAUAACAAGCCUUAUGUGCGAAGAACUUGAGGAAGGGUGUAUUGAAUAUGUGAGGACGAACACCGAGGUCAUACUCAGCAAAGGCAAAAAUGGAGCAAGGUCAAGAACCAUGUACAUGCUGCCGUACAAGGUCAACCCAGAAGAGAAAAACGACAUGGGUCAACUAUAUCAGUUGCUAGGCAAACUGCAAGCAGAGGUUCAAAACCAUGGAGUGACGGAAAUUCAAGUAGUAGCCUUCGGCAAAAUUGAUAAAAUCUACCUUAGAAAGUGCGCAGAAGGUAUCUUCAGAGGAUCUGAGGUCAAAGUGCAAGUUAUUAUACCUAGAGAUCCAAGCCGACUAGCACCUAAGUCAAGUAAGGGAGGACCAGCGACGACAACAGAGAAGAUUAUAAUCAAAUCUGAAGGAAAGCAAUAUGCUGACAUACUCCGUUCGAUCAAGAGUAGUGUGAACAUAGACGAGAUGGGUGUUAAGGUAAAAGGCAUUAAGAAAACCGCUAAGGGUGAUGUCCUUAUGGAGAUACUUGGAGAAAAAAAUCAAGUAACCGCCCUCAGACAAGCUAUAAUGGACAAGGAUAAAGAUACCCAGGUAGAAAUUAAAAGAGAUGAAGACAUUAUUCAUAUCUCGGACAUAGACGGAGAUAUGAACGCAAAACAGAUAGAGCAAGAUGUCAGGAAAAGCGUAGCAAACGCAAAAGAAGAUGACGUCCGAGUGCUCUCUUGCAGACCAAACCAGAGGGGAAACCAAACUGCUACACUUGCGGUCAAAAGAAGAGUGGCCAGCGAAUUACUCAAAAUGGAUACUGUGAGAAUAGGGUGGGCACCGUGCCAGGUCCGAGCAAGGGUCAAAAUCACCAGGUGUUACAAAUGUUUGGAGUUUGGCCACCGCACCAAUGAAUGCAAAGGAACCGAUAACUCGAAGAUGUGCCUUAAAUGCGGCAAAGAUAACCACAAGGCCAAAGACUGUACUAACAAAAGCUAUUGCCUAACAUGCAAAAAAGACGGUCACAGAGCUGACCAGACUGCUUGCCCUUACUACCUUAAGCUUGUAAAUAAAAAUCUAAAGCAAUUAGUGACACCAGACGCAGGCUCAGCACUGCACGCGGUCAAAACUUUAGUGUUCAAUAUUAAAAUACUUCAAGCCAACGUUGGACGUGCCUAUACAGCCCAAGACAUGGCGUAUGCCACCGCAGUUCAGCAAGGUAUUGAUAUUAUGGUAACUGGGGAACCGAACAAAAAAAGGACCAAAGAAGCAAACUGGAUCAAGGACAGCAGGCAUAAUGUGGGGGUCCUACUUCUGAAUAAAAAGCUUAGCGUAAUAAACCACGUAGUCGGAGAUGGUCACGUAAUUAUCAAACUCAAAGAUCUUGAGCUGAUAUGUUGCUAUAUAUCCCCAAACAUCAGCAUGGAAGACUACAAAACUGAGGUGGACAGUAUAAUGGAGCACAUAACGAACAACAGUAAUGCCAUUAUUCUGGGAGACCUAAAUGCCAAGUCCCCAAUGUGGGGAUCACCUGUAACCGAUGAAAAGGGUCAAUACUGGGUGGAAUGGAUCAACGCUCGCGAUUUGGUGGUUCUGAAUACUGGAAAUGAGCCCACAUUUAUCCGAGGAGAUAGCGAGUCCUUUAUUGAUGUCACCAUAGCAACCAAUCGUGUAUCUCAAAGAGUAACCAACUGGGAGAUACUUGAUACCGAAACACUGACAGAGCACAGAUAUAUCGCAUUCGAAAUCAAAGUAGAUAGAGCGAAGACCAAAACAACUUCAAUAAGGCCCCUUAUUGAUUGGACCGCCUUUAAAGCCUGCAUAGAGUUGCUUACCAUUACUCCAGAUGAAAUGAGUCAUGAAACAGUAACCAAGCUGAUACAGAUGGCAAGCAAGAACAGCACGCAAAAUCGAAUUCUAAAGACUGAAACAUCAUAUUGGUGGAAUGAAAACAUUGCUGAAAAACGGUCACUAUGCAACAGAUUAAGAAGGGUACAACAACGUGCGGCGAGAAGAAACAACCCAAAUCGAGACGAUAUUGAAGCAAUGAAAGAGGAGUACAAGACCAAUAGAAGGGAACUCUGCUGCCUAAUUAAGGAAUCAAAGAAGAAAUACUGGAACGACAUAUGCAAAGAACUCGAUAAUAAUAUAUGGGGAGAUGCGUAUAAGCUAGUAGCAAAAAAGCUUAAUACUCUAAAACCCUAUGAGCUUGACAUCGAAAAGAAAUCCGACAUCGUGGCAGUACUGUUUCCACCCGGAAAUGAUAAGUGGAGAUACCCUGAAAAGGAAGCUCCAGCCCCACCCUUCACAGCAGAAGAGCUAAGGAAGGUAGCCCAAAGUAUCAAAUGUGGAAAAUCACCUGAAAUUGACCAAAUUCCCCCUAAGGCUAUCAAAAUAGUAGCAGAUUGUGCCCCAGAUUGGUUAUUAGGCAUGAUGAACAAACUACUUCAAAAACAGGAAUUUCCAAAUGAAUGGAAAGUUGCAAAGAUGGUUUUAAUACUAAAACCAGGAAAGCCAGCUGAGUUACCUAGUUCCUACAGACCACUCUGUCUGUUAAAUUCCUUGAGCAAGUUACUAGAAGCGUUCAUACGGGGAAGACUACAAGAUGAGCUUGAAGACAGAGGAGGGUUGCACAUGUGUCAGUAUGGCUUUCAAAAAGGGAAAUCCACGAUCCAGGCUGUAGAAGCUGCACUGAAUACUGUAACAGAGUUCAAAAGUAGAUUCUGCACCCUUGUCACAAUUGACGUUAAGAAUGCUUUCAACACUGCAUGUCACAGCCUGAUUAUCAAAGAGCUACAAAAAAGGAAUAUAUCGACAUAUCUAAUAAACCUUGUCUCUAACUAUUUAAGAAACAGAAAGCUGCAAUUAGAAAAGAAUAGGGAGAUGGAUAUUACGUCAGGUGUUCCCCAGGGUUCCGUCCUAGGCCCACUGCUAUGGAAUGUACUAUAUGACGGCGUGCUGAGCUUAGAACUAACUCGUAAUGCUGUAACAAUAGGAUUUGCUGACGAUCUGGCGCUGAUAGUCGGAGCAGAAAGCCAACAGACAUUGGUUACUAACACCAACAUGUGCCUGGAAAAAAUAAAUACCUGGAUGAGAGACAACAAGCUUUCUCUUGCCCCCCACAAAACUGAGGCAAUCCUACUAAAGGGUAAACAAAAGAGGGAGAAAAUAAGCUUCAGCCUAGACGGAGUCAAUAUAAAGCCAGCAAAGAACCUGAGAUACCUAGGUAUAACCAUUGACGAAAGUAGAAAUUUUGGCAAACAUGUAGAAACAGUAACAAAGAAAGCUACAGAAAGGGUUUCCAAACUUGCUCGGAUUAUGCCAAACGUAGGAGGUCCUAGGCAAAGCAAAAGAGCAGUGUUGUGUAGUGCUAUGCAAAAUAUUGUCCUAUAUGGAGCCCCAAUAUGGCAAAAAGCGCUUAUGAGAAAAAAGCACUUAACUACGGUCAAUAGAGCACAAAGAGACAUGCUGUUGCGAGUAGCCUCCGCCUUCCGAACUGUGUCUGGGGUAGCACUCCAAGUAAUUACGGCUACGGUGCCCAUUGAUCUCUUAGCCCAGGAAAGAACAUCCAAGUACAAAUCGCUACAGAAUAGCAACGAAGCUAGAGAAAGUUCCCUCAUAACAUGGCAAACUAGAUGGGAAGUUUCAAUAUCGGAUCCAUCUCUUACUUCAGAAUCCGAAUAUGUUCCUUCGUCCACCGUAUCAGAUAUGUCAACGUUUGAGUCCUCGCUGCUACAAGCAGCACCAGUUGAAACAAAAUAUGAACCACAGGAUGCAAACAAUAUAUUAGGAACUCUUGAGAUGAAUAUUUCAAAUAAUAUGAAAAUUGAUGUUUCAAGUGAUGAAAUCGCUGAUUUAUGCCAAGGCGUAGAAUGUAAGUAUGGCGGAAAAUGUGAAGCAGGUGAAUGUGUCUGUCCAACAGAUUGCGAAGACGCAGGAGAAGAACCAGUUUGUGCAUCGGAUAUGAUAACUUACCGCAAUGAAUGUGAACUCCAAAAAGUAAGGUGUUCCAGAGGACCUUUAGCAGUUAUUUUUUACGGUGAUUGCAGAGAAAGAUUCCCUUCUGCUGCCAACACUUUGAGUAGAAUGGAAGUAAAACCAUGCAAAGGAGAAAAACCACUUACGGAAUCUAUUACAGAAAGAGAAUUAGACUGCAGAAAUGGUCCAUUUAGACAAGACUGUCCUGCAGGAAGCUACUGCCAUCAAACAGCCAAAUUUGCUAAGUGCUGCCGAAAAAGUGAAGCUGUAGUGGAGAAAAAAGGUUUUGGGGAAAGUUGGUUUGGUUGCUGUCCAGAUGGAAAAACUACUGCACAAGGACCGAAUUUUGGAGGUUGUCCAUCUAUUUGUGACUGCAACAAACUAGGAUCGUAUUCAGAUACUUGCGACGGAGAAACACAGCAAUGCAGAUGUCGUCCUGGAGUUAGAGGUGGAAAAUGUGAUAGAUGCGAACCAGGAUUUUGGGGACUACCGAAGAUAUCUGCAGGCUACCGUGGAUGUAUACCAUGCGGCUGCUCCACUUUUGGUUCAGUGAGAGAUGACUGCGAACAAAUGACAGGUCGUUGUGUUUGUAAACCAAGUGUACAGGGUCAAAAAUGUACAAUAUGCACAAAUCACAAUAAAUAUUUAGGGCCGAAUGGAUGUGUAGCAGCAUCUGAAUUACCAUCGUCUUCUAACCCUUCUACAUGUGCCGAAAGAAGUUGUUACUUUGGUGCCACCUGUGUAGAAAAAGAUGGACUUUCAUUAUGUGAAUGUCAUUUAAAUUGCAGUAAUGUAAAAGAAACACAAAUUGUUUGCGGCAGUGAUGGCAAGACUUACGGUUCUAUUUGUGAUUUACGCCUAGCAGCUUGUCGCCUUCAAAAGGACAUGGUUCUAAAAGUAUUUGGAUCUUGUAAUGAGGAGAUACAAAGCACUGACUGGCCGUAUAGUGGGGUAAACUCCCAAAAAUUUACGCAAUCUGACGAAAUAAGUUCCCCUCUAUCGAAAUCGACACGUCAUCUACUUGUACCAGAUCCUCGCUACUACUAUGAAAGAAGUAGUAAUGUUCGGCCUGUUUCAUUUCCAGACACAGAUUUCAUUGGAAGCAAUCCUAGAUCCAAUAUUUUAUACCGUUAUCGGGGUAAUGAAUUUUCUCCUGCCUACCGUCCAACCCCUGCUACAGUUCGGGUGCUAACUGCCUUAUUGGGCGACCUAUGUUCAGACAAUACGGAUUGUAUUAUUUCAAAUAGUCACUGUGUCAAAGGUGCUUGUAUCUGCUUUCCCAGUUAUGUGCAAUCUACAGAUCGCCAAGAAUGUUUGGCUAAUUCUGAUAACCUGGAUGAAUUUAGAGCCUGUAGUAGCUUACCUUGUAACAAUAACGGUACCUGCAUCGAUUUACCAGCAUCAACUUACGCAUGCGUUUGUACAACUAACUUUACAGGUUUAUUGUGUGAAACCGAAAUUUCACAAAUUCAAUACGAAGUACCAGCAUUCUACGGUAAAUCCUAUGCAAGACUAAGACCUCUUAAAGCUUAUCAUAAACUCAGUAUAGAAGUAGAAUUUCAAUCCUAUACAGAGAAUGGUAUUUUACUCUACAACCAGCAAAAAGUAGAUGGCAUGGGAGACUUUGUCUCGCUAGCAAUUAUAAACAGUUAUCUAGAAUUUAAGUACAAUUUAGGGAAUGGUGCUGCAGUGAUAAGAUCAGUUGACAAAAUUCAGAUAGGGAACACUCACAGGGUAAUUAUAAAAAGAUACCAUAGAGACGGAUUAUUGAAACUCGACGAUUCCGAGGAAAUUACUGGUCAAUCAAGUGGUUCUCUUAAAGCAUUAGAUUUAUUGGAAGAUGCUUUCAUUAGAUACGUACCAACAAAUCACACAAGGGUUUACGAGAAUAUAGGUACGUCUAAAGGAUUUCAGGGUUGUAUUAAAAGGUUUAAAAUUGGUAGACAGGAUGUAGAAAUACAUAUAAGACAAGAAGACUGGAUUUUAGAAGUGAACGGGGUUUAUGAUUGCAGUAAACAUGCUUGUAAAAUGUUACCAUGCAAAAAUCAUGGAAAAUGUAUAAAAUUAGAUAGGUUGUUUAAAUGUGAAUGCCAAGCAUCUUAUAGUGGUGAAUUUUGUGAAAACUCAUGCUUAGAAGAGUUCAAGAGUCUUCAUGGGCUUACACAAGAAUUCAAUGGAAACAGUUUUAUCCAGCUUCCAAGACUAGGGGGUAUAAGAAAAAGAUUUUCUAUUGAAGUCACGUUUAUGACUACUGCCUCUAGUGGUCUCACUUACAUUGGCCAGAUGAAGAAUGGGAGAGGCGAUUUCAUUUCUUUAAAUAUUGCCCGUGGAUAUUUGCAGUUUAGAUUCAACUUGGGAAGUGGUAUAGCUAAUUUAACAAGUUCGACCAGUAUUUCAUUCAAUAAAUGGUAUAAAAUUAGAAUAUCUCGAGAAGGCCGUAAAGGUAUGUUGCAAAUAGAUAAUUCAACAGUGAUUCGUGGAUAUUCUGGUAUACCAUUAACAGAAUUGAAUUUAGAUACUCCCUUAUAUAUUGGUUCAUUACCUAAUUGGAAACAAAUACAUAGACUUUCUGGAGCUUCAAAAGGCUUCAAAGGUGUUAUUCAAAGAAUUACAUUCAAUGGACUUCCUUUGCCAAUUUCCAAACUUUUCCCAGAUUGCGUAACAGUAAUAUCUCAUAACAAUUCAAGCUGUAGUUCUAAUAUUGGAUUUUACGAUGGAGCGCCCUGUCCAAUGAUUGAAAAUCCAUGUUUCAAUAAUGGUAUUUGCAUACCCAAUAUGGAUAACUAUACCUGCCGUUGUACUGGAAAUUACAAAGGAAAAUAUUGUGAAACAAUUAAUGAUGAAACCUUGUCUUUGAAAUUCAACGGUGCUACUUAUCUUCAAUAUAGAAACAGAGGUUAUAAAAGCGAAAAUAUAACGAAUUUCACUGACAACAAUGAUAAACCCCACAACAAAACUGUGGAAGAUGAUGAUUUCGAUGAUGGCAACAAUUUAUUUGAUAAAGAAAACUAUUAUUAUGAUGCAGAAGACUUAGAAAUUCUAAGGAAACCAGAACGAGGUAACAGAUAUGAAAUAAAAAUACGCACAUUUAUGUCUGAUGGUUUAAUUUUAUGGAGAAGCAAAAAUAGAAAUCAGCUUCAAAAACUACAUAUCAAUUGCUGUAGUAGAUGGAUAUCCAGAGCUUACUUUCGAAUCUAUGUAUUAUGGUCCAGAACUAAGGUAGAUGAUGGCCAGUGGCAUUCAAUCCAAGUAAGAAGAAGAAAACGAAUGGGCUUCAUUUCUGUUGAUGGAUAUGAUAUAAAUAAAGGAGUAGCUAAAGCUGGAGCUAUAUCUCUGAGAACUAAUUCGAAACUAUGGUUGGGUGGCUCUUCAGUACUACCAGAUGGUCUUCCAACCUCAUAUUACAAAGGAUUUGAUGGCUGCAUCCAAAAAGUUCUAAUCCACGGCAAACCUCUAGACUUAUUAGCAGAUAAUGAUAUAAGUAAAUUUAAUUUUUGCCAUGGUAAUGAAAUAUAGAUAUAAUCUCAAACAUCUUUUUACAAAGUCUUUGUAUAACUAAAGAUUUCAAACUAUGAGACUGAUAUUUUACUAUUAUUUCUGAAAUAUUGACUUCAACUCACUGAAAAAGGUUGCGCAAAAGUAAAAUAUACAGAAAAGCUUUGAAAAUCAUCCCAGUACCAACAAUUAAAUGAGCCUUGAGUUUUUUUUUGUAUAUUUUACCAUAUAAAUGUAUACAAUCGAUUAUUUAUUAGAUAAAUUGAUAGAUCAAUAAUCAUUUCAUAAAAAGAAUCAAUGU
Messenger RNA from Diorhabda carinulata, 10035 nucleotides. RefSeq lists its product as uncharacterized. The record is from RefSeq and is a predicted model, not a curated record. Gene Ontology annotation, molecular function: zinc ion binding; protein binding; calcium ion binding. Gene Ontology annotation, biological process: multicellular organism development; cell differentiation. Lineage: Eukaryota; Metazoa; Arthropoda; Insecta; Coleoptera; Chrysomelidae.